AUGACCUCUUCAAUAGUAGCACCACAACGUGAAGUCCAAGUGUUGCGUGUUACCCCUCCAAAUCAUGUAGUGCCGACUUACCAUAAUCAAGUUUUACAACAGAUGUUACAAGGUUAUGGCAGAAACAAUUUUGUAGCAACUCAUGAUCACAUGAAUAUAACUUCUAAGCCGAUAGCAUUACCAAAUGUUAUGCCGCAAAUAAAUCCGACAUUAAUUGGUUUGACUGCACCAUCAGCACCUCACAUACCAUUUAACAGACCAAUUAUGACUACUUUUCCACACCUAGAUAAUUCACGAAUGGUAAACGAUCUAAUGGCACUUGAGUCUUAUAAAAUGCAAAAACUAAACAAUCCCUUGGUGGGAUCUGGUAAUGUUGACGAAUUUGCUGGAAAAAUUCCACCACCAUUCUACGGCAUGCAUGCAACUGGUACAGAGUUAUUACCACCAUUUCCUGUGAUGUUCGAUACUUGCCGAAGUGGACGAGAAGAAGCACGAUUGAACAGCCCACGCUAUGUUCCUAAAUUAUAA
Molecule: messenger RNA, 528 nt
Organism: Trichoplax adhaerens
Lineage: Eukaryota; Metazoa; Placozoa; Uniplacotomia; Trichoplacea; Trichoplacidae
Exons: 1
Coding region: 1-528 (175 amino acids)
Source: RefSeq, a predicted model, not a curated record